AUUUCUGACAUCAAACACUGGAGUUUCAAAUAAUAUUAUAUAUAGAGGGUUCACUCACUAGAGGAAUACAGUCAUGAAGGCAGCAAAAACAAAUGCUGCUAAUACCGUAUUAGACAGACAGUUGGAAAAAGAUAUGGAAAAACUUGAAGAAAAAUAUACUAAGGGAAGGAGAAAGCUUGACAAAAGACAGCUCUCAUUCAUAAAAGAUAAAGCUUCUUAUUUGUCAGGGACAAAAUGGCUAUCAGAAGAUAACGACUUUGAACCUCAGGAUAUUCACCGUAAAACACGGCUUCUGAGGCACAAGUAUACCACAUUAGAGUUGGAUGCUUUGCUCUCACCAAGAUGUACAACACGCACUGCAGACUUGUACUCAACUAACGCUGCAUCAUAUGAUGUUACAGAUAUGUGUCCAACAUUACCAAUGAGCAUUGCUGCAUUGAAGAAGGCAUGGGAUCCUGCAUCAAAUACUGACACCAGUGUUGAACUCUUGUCAUCAUGCUUACCAGCUCAAUCUGUGAGGAUAUCACCUAGAGAAGCUGAUUAUACAAAAUACGAUGGUACGAGGAAAUCAUAUCCACGUAAACUACCACCAUUACAGAGAAAUAAUGCUAAGAAGCCAUUCCGCCGUACAAAGAGUUCACCAUUUAACUUACCACCAAAUCUUGAUUACAACAUUAUUCAAAGUCCAAAGCUAAAUUUGAAAACCUCAAGCAAAGAUAAAUUGAUUUCUUCUCUAGUGAACUCUCCAAAGCAGAACCGCAUUAAGCCACAGUCCAGGAACGAAACACACCCACUGAAGAUGAUGGCAGUCAAUACCCAUAUGCCUGGGGAUGAGAACACAGAAAAAGGACGGUAUGGACCAAGCACCACAAAGCCGUUUUUACGUCAUAAGAGCUGCCCUUUGAAUAUGGGUCAAGUUAAGCCACUUAUCAGAAGCAAAAGCAC
This is a messenger RNA of Owenia fusiformis, 945 nucleotides long. The record is from the annotation of a GenBank genome assembly. Lineage: Eukaryota; Metazoa; Annelida; Polychaeta; Sabellida; Oweniidae.